Messenger RNA from Pectinophora gossypiella (pink bollworm), 1344 nucleotides. RefSeq names its product L-threonine dehydratase catabolic TdcB-like. Lineage: Eukaryota; Metazoa; Arthropoda; Insecta; Lepidoptera; Gelechiidae. Gene Ontology annotation, biological process: L-serine catabolic process; L-threonine catabolic process. The record is from RefSeq and is a predicted model, not a curated record. The transcript is spliced from 10 exons. Bases 1 to 1344 code for a protein of 447 amino acids. Gene Ontology annotation, molecular function: threonine deaminase activity; L-serine ammonia-lyase activity.
AUGCCUAAACCUCCGAAAGCCCCAGCAGAAGCACCCAGGCCCUCUAUGGGGGAAUCUCCUGGAGUGUUAUCAAAACGCACUAACAGUAAGAAAAGCAGUUGGUGUCCUAAAGUAGAAAUAGAAUUUGACCCACAAUGCGAUCCUCAAAACCCAAAGGCCAUUAAUUACAAGGAGAUCAUUAAAGCUGCCGGCGAGAUCGGCGAGACUAUACCGAAGACUCCACUCGUUAAAUCUCGAUGCUGUAACAGAUUUGGGCUACAAUUAUAUUACAAGAUUGAAACUCUACAUCGGACUGGCAGUUUCAAUGAACGUGGAGCUCUAAACGCUUUACUCAGUCUGACUCCUGCGGAACAGGACGCCGGAGUUAUAACUGCUUCGCUGGGCAACUUUGGAAUGGCUUUAUCUUAUCACGCCCGCAAGAUGAAUGUGAGGGCGAGGAUAAUAUUCCCCGAGAAAACCCCGGCUAUGUAUGUUGACAAGUGUAAGCAAUACGGCGCAAAAGUUUAUAUUGACGGAGAAAACUUUAUGGAAGCCAGACACCAGGCGUUCGUAAUGGCUAUCGACUUAGGAUCCGUUUAUAUUAAUGGUUACGAUAACCCAAGCGUGAUAGCCGGGUGUGGCACCAUUGGGCUGGAAAUAUUAGAGGAGCUGCCUGAAGCUGACGUCAUCAUUGUGCCUGUAGGUGGUGGGGCAUUAAUAGCUGGCAUUGCCGAAGCUACGAAACAUAUCAAGCCUGAUAUCCAGAUUUAUGGCGUAGAACCAGAUAAAUGCUGUUGUUUCUUCAAGGCCAUGGAGAAGGAUGGCAUCUUUGAGACAGAAGUCAGACAAAGUGUGGCGGGGUCCUUAGCGAUUCCAACUGCUGGCUGUAAUUCAUUCCACACAGCGAAACCUUACAUUAGUAAAAUGAUCCUCGUCGACGAUGACUGGAUAAUGAGAGCCAUCCUCCACUUCGCUGAGGAAGAGAAGCUGGUCGCCGAGGGCGCGGGAGCAACAAGCCUUAGUGCUCUGAUGGCCAUGCCCAACAUCCUCCCGGAAUUGAAAGAUAAAGUUGUCGUGUGCAUCAUGUCUGGCAGUAAUAUAGACAACAUUACGUUCCCUCGAUGUUUGACGCGAGCUAAAGCAGUAGAAGGGAGUCUUAUUAAAAUUUCGUUUAAAAUGAUGGUAGAAACUCGGGACCUAGAACACUCGUGUCAAGUGAAGCGGGUAUUGAACAAACUGUUCCCGGACAAAUGCGAAUUUUUAGAAGAUCCCUUCAGCCCUAUUCCUAUCUGUUCGUGUUUCCCCAAGAAACAAGGACCACCAGCAGCUAUAGACCAGUCUAAGAAAGUAGUUGGUAAAAAAUAA